AGCUGUCAUAAUAAGUCAACUUGUUGGGAGUGGAACCAUUCAGCUGUCGUUUGUGGAGCAUUGUUUUUCAGAUUCUCUUGUAAUCAGCAGACAACUAAAUGAUUGGCCCUACAAGAGAAAAGAGGAGCCACAUUUUAACUGAAUGAUUCCUGAAUUACCAGGGCUGAGGAGUCUGGAUGGAACUUACCACGUUAAGUCGGAAACGAUCUCUGUUAAAUGAAUGUGAAAACGAGCCUCCACUGUACACGAAGAAAUAUUUGUCCAGUCUGAAAACUCUGCUGGACAGAUAUGAGACUGACAGAGACCCAGAGCAUGCCAAACUGAACCAAGCUUUGUGUUCCAGGACGAGCUGGGCGCGUCCCUGCACACCUGACGCCUGUGGGAAUGGAAGGUCACAACUCCUGACGGACACUGAGAGCUUCUUCCACCAGAUAUCAUCCUGGGCUGACACACAAUACUCUGUCAAGAAAGUAUUGGAGCAUCUCAAGUUUAGACAAGCCACCAAUGACAUUUUACUAAAUGAGUCAGUUAACAAGAAAUUUCUGGAGUUUCGCCGUGACUUCACUGAGGAAUGUGGUGCAGAAGAUAAGCAGCAUUCAUGGGCCGUUAUUGAGAAACAGGAGGAGGUCGUCAUGUAUGGACCUUAUUAUCCUAAUUACAACAACGGAGAACACAGCGAGGACAUCAUUAUAAAACAAACCCAGGAACUUCUGGAGUCAGAGACUGUCUCAGAGAAUUGGAAGGUGUAUGUUUUCACCAUGAACAGCCCGUGUUUGGCUAGAAAUACAGAUCCAUGCAUGCUGAACCUGGUUCAGAAAGCCAAGGAGUGGUGGAGCGUGUAUGGAGUAAAGACUCAUAUUGGUUAUAUGAAAAACUGGGGCUUCAAAGGAGCUAAAGAAAAUCUGUUCAGGGAUAUUAACUACAGCCAAGUGAACAGUAUCGAUCAGGUUGAGGACCAUGAGAACUACGUCAAAGCAGCUGAAAAGGCUGAUCUCAAUCCAUUAUGUGAAAAUCUGUUUUCUGAUUUCAAAUUCCUUCAGAGAUCUACAAGGUUCUCUUUGAUAAACAGUGUGCAGGGGUCGGAAUGGAAGAGUUACUUCAAAAGUAUGCACAGCAUUUUUGAAAGCAAACCAGAAGAGGAGAAGAAAAUCUGCACACAGGAGGCGGACACUGUGAUUGAAGCUGCACGAGUUCUGCUUACAGAAAAAAGUGGAAGCUUUGAGGAAUAUUUAGACAAGGGUGGUGCAUUUGCUUUUCAUUACACUUUUAGCUCACAAGUAUCUGACGUCAUCCAGCAUCAAAUGAGACUCGCAUUUCAACAGUGUUGGAAGGAGAUGGUGCAGGACAAAUAUGCCGAGAUCAUCAGGGAGAAGCUGACUGAAGACUUCAAUCAAUGUGCCGUCCAGCUUUUUAUCAAAGAUAUUGUAAAGUUCACAAAAGAAUACUUAGAAAUUGGAAGGAUGCAGUUUUCAGAAGCUCCACAAGUUGUCCGAUAACUUAACUCUUUGCCAAGAUAUGAGGAAGCUACUGUAAAUUUUUCACACGUUUGGUGUGCAAUUGAAGUGAAAGGACUGACACCAAACGUUUAUAUCAUACAUACCAAUGACAUUAUGACAAAAUGCUUUGUCUUUAUUAGUUUCCUCAGUAGAGCUACAGUUGCACACAGAGGAAGGGCAUCAGGUAGUGUUAGUCCACAUGUCCACAUCUCUCACUGUGUCUUUACUUACAAAAUAUCACAAAGGCUUUAUUACAAUUAUACUGGAGUGGAGUUUUUACAUAUAUGCUCAUAUAUUUGUUGAUAAUUACAUGUGGUGAUGUCCCACAUUAACACAUGUUGCCCCAGCCCUCCAUGCUUUUCAUGAGAAAAUCAAAGCAUGAAGUAUUUGAUAACAAUCUGUACAGUCUUGAUACAAUGCACUGUCAUAAAGUCUAUCAAACAACCUUCAGCUAAUAGAUAAUGGUUAGAUGAUUGAGUAGUUUGGGGCUGAGCCUUUUAACAAUAAAUACUAGCAGGAUUAAAGACAAUUAUGCUUUUUUUAUGGAUGCACAUCUGCACUUGUGUCAGCAGAGGGAGCUAUGUGCCAUUACUUCUAUCUGCAUUCAUAAUGUGCAACUUAACUUUGUUGCAUAGGUAGUUUAUAUUGUAUUUUUUCAUAGAUAUGUCAAUACCGACUCACGUAAAAUCGAAAGAAAUGCCGUUCAGGCAACUGUCCUGAAACAAAGUGGGAGAUCAUGUAUGUUGAAGGUCAAAUCUCUGGUGUUGAGGAGUGAUGAUGUCUCGAGCAAUUCUCUCUUACAAUAAGUAAGGAAGAAAUGCUCAUGAUUAUCUACUCUUUGUAAAAUUAGAUGUACUGUGAAAUUACACCUCUGCAUUACAAUCAAUGGCAUCACAUAUGAAUGACUGUAAUCACUGAAUGUCAAGUUUGGGAAAUGUUUAAAGGGUCAGUUCAUCGGAAUCUUAAUUCACAUACAUAUCCGUUUCCAUUUUGAGAUAUCUCUGCUCAGACUGAGUCGCCCUAUUACAGCUAAGAUGACUGCAAAUUAAUUGACAUCCUUUAAAAAUUUAUGAAAAUAGCAAAGUGCUUUGGAUACUCUGGAUUAUCCAAAGACUCAUCACAUUUUGAAUCAUCUGCCAAACAUACAAAUCACUGAUCACAUUGAGGUCUGUGGAUUAUUAAGUAACCGCCACAUUGUUUGUUCUGUAAAGAGACUAGCUCUUGAGUUUUUGAAAAAUAAGUUUUCCUUCACCUACAUCGCAUGCAAUGCAAGAAAAUAGGCCAUCCCCUUGUGAGUGUCACAAAAUACAUAGUUGUUGUUUUUCUUAUUAAUGUGAACUGACCCUUUACAUACACUUGCUACUCCAUGGUGCUACGUUUCACUUUAAAGGGUGCUGUUGUGAUUCUUGUGUGUGUGUCCAUCAUUCUUUGGCAACUUGUUCAUAUCAAUAUGAAAAUGAAGACUAUUAUAUUGAAAUAAAAAUAACUCAGGCAAAGAAAGUCUGAACAUCAA
Molecule: messenger RNA, 3009 nt
Organism: Etheostoma spectabile (orangethroat darter)
Lineage: Eukaryota; Metazoa; Chordata; Actinopteri; Perciformes; Percidae
Exons: 3
Coding region: 177-1496 (439 amino acids)
Source: RefSeq, a predicted model, not a curated record